AUGAAGGUCGACGCGUUGCCGCAGCUGGACGAGGCCAUCGCCUUCCUCCAGGCGGAGAUCGCGGCCCUGCGCGCCGGGGAGAAGGACGCGAGUCUGCCGGGACUGGCGGUGGCCGUCGCGGCGGGGGAGGCGCCUCUGCCCGAGCUGCAGUUCGCGCCGCUGCUCGCGCUCUGGACGCCGGCGGCGGCGACUUUCGCCUCGGAGCUGGCGGCGCUCGUGGACCAGUUCGAGGCCGCGCGGCGCCGGGAGGAGGAGGAGGCGCACAAGAAGGAGGACAGAGACGUGUGCACACCCGUGCCCGUGCACUCGGCGCUGGCCAGAGUGCGCAGUCAGAGGAGGCGGCCGCGGACGAGGCCCAGACGCAGGUUCGAGGACCCGGACGAGGGGGAGGCCUCGCAGUCAGCGAGUGAUGGGACGCCCACGCCCUCGCCCAGAGCAGACGUUCCUGUGGAGGUUGCGGAGGUGAAGAAGAAAGAGGAGGACAAGAAGGAAGAGAAGAAGGUGGAGAAGGAGGAGCAGAAGAAGGAAGAGAAGGAGCAGGAUGUGACGAUGGCGGAGCCAGUGGAGGUUGAUAAGGAGAAGGAGAAGGAAGAGGAGGAGAAGACGGAGAAGGAGAAGGAGGACGAAAAGAAGAACGACGACGAGGAGAAAAAGAAGGAAGUGGAGAAGGAGGUGGAGAAGCAGGAGGAAGAAGAAAAGAAUCCGGAGAAAGAGGAGGCUGAAGCGGCGUUGGCGAGUUUGAAGGCAUUACGCAAGACCAUGUUGCUCGAUGUCUUGUCGAAGAUCGUGUCAGUGGCCAAGAGUAAGGACGUGAACCCGGCAAUGUUCUCGAAGAAGGGUGGAGACGAGAAUGAAAAGGAGGAGACCAAGGAGGAGAACGAGGAGCACGUCGACCUGGAAAAGAUCCAUGAACGCGUUGCUGGAGGUGCAAUCUGUGAGUGGGCACAGUUCGCAGAGCAGGUGUACAUAUUCUGUCAGCAUGUAGUGACGGACGCAGAGCAGCGUGAACAACCCGAAGCGCGGCGCAAGGGCGUGGAGUUGCUGCACUUUGCGAGAACACUCACCGAGACCCUCCGUAAAGCUAGCGUGAAGAAGGAGGCUACUUUGUUGCAGAAAAUCCGCGACGCCGAGGAAGACGCCGCCGCCCGUAAGGAAGAAGAAGCCGCGGCUCGUAAAAAGGAGGAGGAGGAAGCUGCUGCUCGCAAGGAGGCUCAAGAGAAGCAAGACGAGAACAAAGAGGUGGAGGAGUCCACUGCUGAUGAAACUGAGAACCAGGCGGCGGAGGCCACUGCUUCGGACAGUCACGAUUCAAGUAGCAAGGCGACUGCGGGAGACUUCGCUGGUUUUCCACCGCUUACGCCCACUCGCGCGUCCACGCGUAUCCGGAAGCGCACGAGUCUGGCAAGUGAUGGGACUGGUUCAGCAGCUCCGUCCCCGUCCUCGUCGUCGAAAGCUCCUCGAAAGCGUACGCGUGGAGCGUCGGCUUCUGCCGCCUCGGCCAGCGAAGAAGUGAGCGGGUCGGAGAGUCAUGAGGCGUCUGCUUCUGAGGCAGACACGAAGUCACGCGCAAGCAAAUCGUCAAAAACCUCGUCGAAGCGGACAGCAGCAGCACGUCGACGCCGUCCUUCAAUGCCGGCGACACGCACCAGCUCACGUCAGCAAAAGCGGCGCGCAGCGGCGGCGGCGGCUGCAGCAGCAGACAGCGCUGCUAGUGGAGACGACGAAGAUCACAGUGGUGCAGAGGCUCUGCAGUCUGCUGCGGAUAAGGACGACGAGGAGGAAACCGGGGAAGAAGAGCAGGGAGAAGAGCAGCAGGCCCCCAAGAAAAAAAGAGCAGCCCCAAAGACGUCGAGGAGUCGAAAGAAAGGCAGCCGGAAGAGAUAA
Phytophthora sojae is the source of this 1884-nucleotide messenger RNA. RefSeq lists its product as hypothetical. The coding region runs from base 1 to 1884 and encodes 627 amino acids. NCBI's taxonomy places the organism in Eukaryota, Oomycota, Peronosporomycetes, Peronosporales, Peronosporaceae. The record is from RefSeq and is a predicted model, not a curated record. The transcript is spliced from 3 exons.